AUGACCUCCCCGUUGCAAGCGUCUUCUUCGCUUGCAAAUCAGUGCCUUCGUCUAUUUGAGGAGUGUCUUACCAGAGAUGUUGUUGCAAAAGGGCAGUGGGCACAGAACCGUGGAGCUGAUUUCAUCCUUUGGGUUGACAGAGUGGGUGUAUUGUCUGGACAAGGAGCUCCUUACUGCUCUAGAUUCAAAGAUCAAGGUCCUGAGCUAACGUUGAUUCAAUGGUUACUGACUCAAUUACGCAACUGUCUCGAAGAAUGUCUGGGGGACGAGGAGGACCACUUGGGCGAAGUAAAACGAAGCAUUGACACCAUCAUCAGGAAUCUUAUCUCGGUUGCCGUUGCAGUUCGUCAGACUGGACGAAAGUUUCAACUCAUCAAAGCUGACAAGAGUUUUGAUGCCUCUACGUUCGGGGAGUUAAGGACGCAUCUGAAACGCAUCAUCCUCAUCGGGCAAAGCGGACUGGAUCAGAACUUGGUCGACCAUAGGGAUCACCCAACAUGGUGGCAAAGCACAAUCGAUGGAAAGCUUACAAAUGUCCAAAACCGGCUUUUAGAGGCCAAUCUCCGACGAAGACACCGAUUUCAGCACGCUCAGAUGCAUUCGAUGGACCUUGCAAGUCGAUCCAAAGAUUCCCCACCAACGACCCCUAAUAUCGAGCCUAUUGGAAAUCCUCCAACCCUCUCCCUAACAUCAGCCUCCACUCCACAGGACACCUUCAAGAGCCGGGAAACCCGAGACCUGGCACCAGCUACCAAUUCCCGGAACUCAUCCAUGGCCGACGCAACGGACUACCCCAAGCUCGCACUUCCCAAAAAUCCCGAAUUCGGGGGAGCGGCUGGGGCGGACAUGGGGUAUCAGCAGACCAUGAAAUGCCCUUGUUGCUGCGAAGCUAUUCCAAACAAUGUUUAUCCGUACAUUUGUUUUGCUGAGCACUGCCCGGUCCCCCAUGCUCUAUACCGCACACGGGUAGAAUGGGAGAAACAUCUCCAAGUGCACCAUUCAAAGAAGUGGAAGUGCCAGAUUUGUGACACUUCGACAGGCAUCGUAUUUUCAAGUAUCGAUCACCUGCGGUUUCAUGUGGCCGAAGAGCACCUAGAAUCGUUUCCGGAGGAUCUUCUCGACACCGUGAGCUUUUGGCCCUCGGUCCCUUCAAUGGGUCUCCAGACGUGCCCAUUAUGCCGUUCAACAGGUCCGGUAGAUGACCUAGAGUUGAUAGAGCAUGUUUUGAAACACACUCACGACUUUUCACUUCGUUCGCUACCCUGGGCAGAUCUUAGCCAACCAUCAGGUUAUUUCACCACCAACGUCUACUUCGACCUAGGGGCAAACGACGGGUCUCUCGCUACAGAUGGUCAGAGUGAUCCUGAAGUAUCGAAGAUCACGGGUCAUCCGACCGAUGAGGGAUACAGUUGGACUUACAGAGGCGACGGCCUACCACCGCUUCUUGAUGAGGACGGCGAGUCUGACCUUUACAUCUUGCUACAUCGCUACUGUAUUGAAGGGUGCGAUGGGAAGUUUUGGACAGAAAGGCUGCUACGCCAAAUCCUCACCGAGGAACGCGUUGGGGCUGAGCUCAGGGCGAGCCAUGGAUUCAGUCGCUCCGAUGUGUCGUACUAUCUUGAUCUUAUUUUUGCCCAACCGACAGAAGAACGACCAGAAACGUACUUGAGGAUAUUUGCUUUGUUGGUCUUGGCGUCUAGGGUCUCUGACAUUGGCAAGUUCAUCACGGAGAAUGUCUGUGAUAAAACACUGCCGCUCUUUCUCGACCUGAACUCGUCAGGCGGGCCACUUUCUCUCCGGGGAGAAAGCAAGGAGACACUGAAAUGUUUUCAAGGAUGGAACUGGGAUCAGAAACAAAAUUUCGCACAAAGUCAAUGGCGGCUCAUCUUCCCAUUCCUCGGCGUUUCCGCAGGCGAGGCUCCCCGACCAAUCGUGCUGGAACAUGAUAUCAUUAGGCCAUGGCGCGACACCGGCACCGAAAGCGACAUGGGCAUGUUUGAAACGGUUUCUUGUGUUGAAAUUCACCCCACGGCUCACUCUUUUGAGAAGAUUCUAUCUGAUAAAAACUUCACGUGUGGUGGCUUUGCCAUCAAAACGCUGCGCAAAAAACCAUUGAACAAAUGGCUACUGAAACAGGAUUUAGAUCAGCUGGCGGUGGAGAUUACCACACACUCUCAACAUUUGAUACCGAUACUGGGCUCUUUCUGUCAUCAAGGCCAAUGGAGUCUGAUCCUUCCUCGUGCGUGCUGUACCCUGCGCCACCUGCUGGAACAGGGAGACACCAGCUGGACACCGAAGCGGAUGAGAUGGGGUUAUCAGCAAUUAUACAGCAUCAUGGACGGCGUGAGAGCGAUCCAUUCUUACCCCAGGGCCGUUCGGCCGGACUUUGCGAUACACGGACACAUCGACCUGGAUACUAUCAUUUGCUACGGAGAGCCGGAAAUAUUAGAGCACUGUGUCCUAGUUAUCUCUCAUUUUCCACUCUCUAUCUCCCAGCCUAGUUUGGGCACUCAAACCUCACCAGUCUUCAGAUCUCCAACUUAUCGCCCACCUGAGUGGGACCUUGAAGGAGGUUGUGUAUCCGAAUCAUCGGAUAUCUGGAGCUUGGGAUGUGCCUAUCUGGAAUUCAUUACCUGGCUGUUGGGGGGCAGAGACCUAUUGUCCGAGUUCCAAGACGCUCGACAAUCCCCUUAUCUCGACGGAACCCUAGCUGACAGGUUCUACACCUUCAUGUCCUCCAAGGAGGACGACCGUCACGUCUUACGCCUCAAGACUGAAAUCACGGAGGGUAACAUGCUGUUAGCACUACCGUCGCAUCGAUCGUCAUCUCUCCAUCUCCGGCAAUGGUUUAAUUUCGAUCUUGACGAGAUGUUCUAUUUCGAUGGGAAACCCGAGGACCUGCCAUCAUUGCCUACGCUUGAUUUUGGGGUAAGACUGAGCCCUUUCUGGAAAGAGAAGAUGGCCACUGGGAGCCAAGUUGAGUUGCCAAUGCAUAACGGUGGACCACUGAUAUACCUGACCCCAGACCAGCUGAGGAACCCGAGGGGAAGUUAA
Fusarium vanettenii 77-13-4 is the source of this 3054-nucleotide messenger RNA. RefSeq lists its product as uncharacterized. The record is from RefSeq and is a predicted model, not a curated record. Gene Ontology annotation, biological process: peptidyl-threonine phosphorylation; peptidyl-serine phosphorylation. The coding region runs from base 1 to 3054 and encodes 1017 amino acids. Lineage: Eukaryota; Fungi; Ascomycota; Sordariomycetes; Hypocreales; Nectriaceae. Gene Ontology annotation, molecular function: ATP binding; protein serine/threonine kinase activity. The transcript has 4 exons.